GACAGCAUCUAUUUGAGUCGAGAGAAACCGAAGCGUAGAGAUCUGACAGCUUCUUCUCGUCUUCUCUGAACUUUUUUUCCCCCCCUGAUCGUUGAGGGCGACGGAGCCGUUCCCAUGGCGGAAUCCAACUGAAGAACUGUGCUAGAUUUAAUGAUGCUUUGAGAUCCGUGUCUCCUGUUGCUUGCAGCAGCUAUACAUUUUGUUUUUGUUUCUCUUUCUCCUCUCGCUCGCUACAAUUCCCAAGACCGCACCAUUAUAGGCCGUUUUGUCUCCUAGAAAGAAAGAGAAUCGGAUAAGUUCAACAUGGGGAGGUCUCGCUCAUGCUUCCAAAUAAUCACAUGUGGUAGCGAUUCGAAGGACGCGGAUGAGAUCGAUGUACUUGAGAGCAAGGACUCCAAAGAUAAACGAGGCUGGAGUUUUCGUAAGAGAUCUUCUCAGCAUCGCGUGCUAAACAACACUGUGAUCACAGAAACUCCACCUGUAGAGAAGGAAAACCUUGAAACUGCUACCAUUGACUUCCAAUCAUCAGCUAACUCUACUGUCCCGGAGAAACCCACCAUAAUACACUUCACUAAUGAGGAGAUCCAUGUGCCUAACAUUGAGAAUCCUAAAGGAUCUGAUAACUUGGAUGUUGCAUCUGAAAAUGAAAGUAAGGUUGAUAGCCAGGUUGAGGAGUCUAUUGUUAUUGUCAUCCAGGCUGGUAUCAGGGGGCUCUUGGCACAGAGAGAGCUGCUUAAACUUAAGAAUGUAAUAAAAGUGCAAGCUGCUGUUCGUGGGUUCUUGGUAAGGAGACAUGCUGUGGGAACACUUCGCUGUGCUCAAGCCAUUGUCAAAAUGCAAGCUAUUGUCCGUGCUCGUCGUGCUCAUCUCUCUCCUGAGGGAUCGACUCCAGACUUGCUGCAAAAGAAGAAUGGGAAGGAAAAUCCUGAUUCAAAGAUCGUGGUAAAGGAAGAGAUGACAAAAUCCAAUUUGAGAUAUAUUUCAAUUGAAAAGCUACUAAGCAAUAGUUUUGCCCGGCAGUUGUUGGAAUCAGCACCGAGAAAAAAACAAAUCAAUAUCAAGUGUGAUCCUUCCAAAAAUGAUUCUGCUUGGAAAUGGUUGGAGCGCUGGAUGGCUGUUUCAUCAUUGGAUGUUUUGGAGCCUCAGAAAGCAGAACCAGUCACCGAGCAAAUGGAAAGAGAAAUCGAGGAGUCUCUUGUUGAAGAUGGAAUUGACACAAAAGCUGUCUCUGAAACAGAAGAUCUGAACUCCAGCACCAUUAAAUCAGUUUCGCCAUCUGAAAGUGAAGAUUUAAUUACUUAUGAUGCCAAUAACUUACAAUUUCAAACCUGCCUCUCUCCAUCUUUGUCAGUAAAAGAUAAUCUAGAGCAGUCUCAGCCUGAGAAUGCAACAUCUGAAGCAAAAGAGACAUCAACUAAGGUUAGUUCGCUAAAAGAUCAGAAAAUACAGUUGGAUGAUGCUAGUCUGCAAAAAGAGUUGAACUCCCUUUUCGAGAAGCCUCAAAUGGACAUGGAACAAGUCAAUCCUCUGAAAAGAGUAGCCCCUGAACAACUGGAGAAUGAGGGUAAGAAAUUUGUGCUUGGAUCAAGAAAGGUAAGCAAUCCCUCAUUUAUCACUGCCCAGGCAAAAUUUGAACAGUUGAGUUCAGCACCAGACUCAAUUGGAACAACUAGUUCAAUGCAUGAGGAUGAUGGAAUUGAACCUCAUUCAGAAACAGUUUCAUCUUCAGCAGAUACUGUACCGAGGGCGAAGGAGCCAAGUGCAGAUGAAAAUAUUGUCCUUCCUGGAUCUAGGGCAAUUCAAGUUGGUGGCUCUGAAUGUAGCCCCGAGCUCUCUAUUUCUUCCACUCUCGAUUCACCUGAUAUAUCUGAAGCAGGACUUUCAGAUCGACAUGCAAAUGAUGUUUUAAAGAAAGGAGACGAAAAUCCUAGCAGUGAUGUAAGCACGGAAGUUGAAGUCAAAGGUUCUUCUACCUCUCCAAUGCCAAAUGACUUCCAACUUCUCAUGGAUCAACCAAAAGAAAGUAGUGAAUCUAACGGUCAUUCCAAGUUGGAUCAACCAGAAGAAGCUAUUGAAUCUAAUGGUCAAGCCAUCACUUCAGUAGCUGUUGUAGACUCUGCACCAAGUGAAUCAAAACUAGGGAGAAGUUCACCGGAUCAACAGAGAGAACAGGAGGCUGAUACGGGCCAUCAAGCAUAUAGAUCAUCCCCGGAAGCUUCUCCAAGAAGCCAUUUAACUGUUCCCGAAUCCCAAGGGACGCCAUCUAGUCAGGUAUCAGUAAAGGCUAAACGAGAUAAAACUGAUAAAACAGGUUCUUACCAAAAGCAAAAGUCAUCAGCAGGAAAGCAAUCACCAUCCAGUCUAAAUCGCAAUUCUGGCACACGAAGCAGCACGGAAAAUCUUUUCAAAGAUCAAAAGAGUGGGAAGAGAAGAAAUUCAUUUGAUUCAGCACGACCAGAUCAUGUUGAAAAGGAAUUAAAAGAGAGCAGUAGCAGUAACUCUCUUCCUCACUUCAUGCAAGCCACAGAAUCUGCUAGAGCCAAGGUUCAGUCGACUAACUCUCCAAGAUCAAGCCCGGAUGUUCAAGAUAGAGAACUAUACAUCAAGAAAAGACACUCCUUACCUGCUGAUGGUCGGCAAGGAUCUCCACGCGUUCAACAGCCAACACCUAAAGCCCAGCAGGGAGUGAAGGGAAAUGAGAAAAUGUGGCGGAGGUAAGCAGCUAACGACGUGGUCGUCACCAGCUUGGAUUGAAAUAUGCAAGGAGACAAUUUGACCUCAAUGUGUGCACAGCUAAUUUCUGAUCUACAUUUUCAUGAAUCAUGACGCAUAGCUAAUCAAGCCAAGAGAUAUGGGUCUACUCAGGAAAGAUGUGUAAAUUUCUAUUUCUAUUUCUAUCUAAUUGUUUGUUUGUCAUCCCUCCAUUUUCCCACACUUCCCUUUCAAAAAAAAUUUCAUCUUCUGUUUGUAAUUUACAAGUUGUUGGUCAUUGUGUGCCUGAUAUUCAGUAGGUUUGUGACGAAUGGUUUUGCUUGUGUAUGUGCUUGAGAUAACUACAAUGUGAUGAAGAGAUUCAAAGGAUAUAUUUCUUGUUCUUUUUGUUUUUUUGUUUUUUUUUUUCAGAUUUUUACCUGAAUAAUCGAAAUAUGGUUGGGCUC
Momordica charantia (bitter melon) is the source of this 3158-nucleotide messenger RNA. Its product is annotated as protein IQ-DOMAIN 32. Gene Ontology annotation, molecular function: protein binding. The record is from RefSeq and is a predicted model, not a curated record. NCBI's taxonomy places the organism in Eukaryota, Viridiplantae, Streptophyta, Magnoliopsida, Cucurbitales, Cucurbitaceae.